Messenger RNA from Clupea harengus (Atlantic herring), 1400 nucleotides. RefSeq names its product dynactin 5 (gene dctn5). NCBI's taxonomy places the organism in Eukaryota, Metazoa, Chordata, Actinopteri, Clupeiformes, Clupeidae. The record is from RefSeq and is a predicted model, not a curated record. Gene Ontology annotation, cellular component: dynactin complex.
CAGGCAAUGUCUAUUAACCAACAACACAGCGGAAACAAGGGGAGCGGUUGACAGCCAAAUCAAGCUAGCUAGUUACCCAGCUAUUUUGUGGUAAUCAUAGGGAGAUUGGCUAGUAAAUCCACAUUUCUACUUCAUAAUGGAGCUGUGUGAAAUACUGUAUAACAAGGCUGAAUAUAUAGAGACGGCGUCUGGUAAUAAGGUCAGUAGGCAGUCGGUACUUUGUGGGAGUCAGAACAUCGUGCUCAAUGGGAAAACCAUUGUAAUGAACGACUGCAUCAUCAGAGGCGAUCUUGCUAAUGUCAGGGUUGGAAGACACUGUGUCAUAAAGAGUCGGAGUGUGAUUCGUCCCCCAUUUAAAAAGUUCAGCAAGGGGGUGGCAUUCUUCCCAUUGCACAUUGGGGACCAUGUAUUCAUAGAGGAGGACUGUGUAGUCAACGCAGCUCAGAUAGGAUCCUAUGUCCACAUUGGGAAGAACUGUGUCAUUGGUCGUCGCUGUGUUCUGAAGGAUUGCUGUAAAAUUCUGGAUAACACAGUCCUGCCCCCUGAGACAGUGGUUCCUCCCUUCACAGUGUUCGCUGGUUGCCCAGGUCUGUUUUCAAGCGAGCUGCCAGAGUGCACACAAGAGCUGAUGAUUGAUGUCACCAAGAGCUACUACCAGAAGUUCCUCCCUCUCAGUCAGAUCUAAUGCUGUCACGUCAAUCUCCCAUGGACCAAAACAGAAAGGACUGAGGGGCCUCCAUCUUCACAAAGGUUCUCCGAGUAGGAGGGUCCAGAUGCAGGAUCAGUUUUGAGCUCUAGUUCAAAUGGAAGCAGACUGAGGAAAUGGACACAUGGAGGAUCUUUAUGACUAUGCGUCCAAACAUUUAAUAGGACUAGAAAGGCAUCUCUCAAAGUGGUGUAGACCUUAAGCCACCUGCUCAUCAUAAACUGUAAAUGCUCCUUCACCAAGAAAACUAUGUAAAUGUAACUAUGUAAAUGCCUUGAAUACCUUGUCAGUACUCAUCAAAAUAUGUGUGCAGCAUCAGAAGCUUUUUAGUGCAUUUCCAUUGAUCAGGAGUAGGACUUUCCAUUGUCAAGGACGGCUUUCAGUUUGAAUCCUCUCUGUAUGUGGUAUCAUUGUUCCAUGGCAAUUUAUUCUUUCGUGCCUGUGCCUCAUCUGAUAGUUGAGGUUAGUGUGGCGGGAGCUGUCUCGGGUAUUUCACCCUUGGGUGGUGGAAGCCGAUCACAAGACAGAAGCCAUGUCACAUGAAAAAGAACAUGACCAGUUUAUUUUGCUUUCCGGGCCUAGUAUUUAUUGUGAUGUUAAACUGUUCAGCACAUGCAACACUAAAAUACUGCUUGUGAGCAGCAUUUUCAGCUUCACAUGGUUGCUAAUAAAUUUAUUUUUGAUUGUCUCAAAA